This is a messenger RNA of Papilio machaon (common yellow swallowtail), 848 nucleotides long. RefSeq names its product glucose 1-dehydrogenase 3. The coding region runs from base 20 to 814 and encodes 264 amino acids. The record is from RefSeq and is a predicted model, not a curated record. The transcript has a single exon. Lineage: Eukaryota; Metazoa; Arthropoda; Insecta; Lepidoptera; Papilionidae.
GCUCUAGCGGACCUGUUCCAUGUCAGUUUACAUUGAGACUUCAAGAGCGAUGGACUUUAAUAACAAAGUAGUUAUUAUAACCGGUGCGAGCUCCGGCAUUGGAGCAGCGACAGCUAUAGCGUUCGCGAAACAAUCCGGAAAAGUUGUUCUUGUGGGAAGAAAUGAAGAAGCCUUGAAUUUAAAUGCAAGCAAAUGUGAAGACGCCAAAGGAAUAAAGCCUUUAAUAAUCAAGGCUGAGUUAACUAACGACGAAGAUGUGAAAAGAGUAAUAUCAACGACUAUAGAAAAAUUUGGACGGAUAGAUGUUUUAGUUAACAAUGCAGGCGUUGGAAUAAGUGGAAGUAUUAGAGAUGGAAUAGAGCCACUUGACCUCGCUAUUUCUACAAAUGUACGUCCUGCAUAUUUAUUGGCUAGCCUUGCUACGCCAUAUCUUGUACAAUCUAAAGGAAAUAUCAUCAACGUUUCUAGUAUAGCAGCGUUCAAACCAAUUAAAGACGUGGAAUUCUUACCGUACUGCAUGUCUAAGGCAGCUUUUGAUCAAUUCACGAGAUGCCUUGCAUUGGAACUUGGAAAAGAUGGUGUUCGUGUGAACUCAGUCAACCCUGGUGCAACGAAGACUAAUUUCAUGGCAGCUUGUGGUUAUAAUGAAGACCAAAUAGAAGAAAUAUUUAAAAUUCGCGAACAGAGUGUUCCACUUCUUAAAAUGGUGAAAAGUGAAGAGGUCGCUGAUCUUAUUCUUUAUUUAGCUAGUGAUCGUGCGUCAAGUAUAACCGGAUCUACGUUUGUUAUUGACAACGGUGAAAUGUUAAUGUGAUUAUGCAAUACUUGAUAACCUCUUGCUUGUAAUC